Molecule: messenger RNA, 3423 nt
Organism: Punica granatum (pomegranate)
Lineage: Eukaryota; Viridiplantae; Streptophyta; Magnoliopsida; Myrtales; Lythraceae
Source: RefSeq, a predicted model, not a curated record
ACGUCCCCUUUGAGUAACUCUUGACUUGAAGAAAUAAUAAAAAGUCAAAUAGCAAAGGGGGUUUUGAGCUCGUCUUUCUCCGACCGAAGCCUUUGCCGCCGGACCGUCUACCGAUCUCCGGCAGCGUCGCCAUUGCCGCUCGUCAGCAUCUCUUUCGCCCCUAACAUCCUCUCGAUCGCCGUCAGGAACCUCCCACCGGACCGAAGCUCCCCAGCAUUGCGAGUCAGUAGCCGCUUCCUACUGUACAUUCAGGCACACUAUCACUCUCCUCUCCUCUCCUCUCCUCUCCUAUCUCCGUCCUCGAGGAGAUGUAAGUCUCUCGUGCUCCGAUUAGCUCCUCCGGAUCAUUGUCGUCUCGGGUUAUCUCGACCGAUUCCGCUCUUCUCGUCGGAAUGACAUCUCUUUGCGCAUAAUUUUUCAUUUUCCGGUCUCCUUAUGCUUCAGAUAACGACGAUUGCAACAGAGUCACCUCUAUCUUGAGCUUCUUCAUCUCAAGCUUCUGUCUCUUCAGCCUUCUGCCAGCCUGCAUCUUGAAAAAGAUGUCUUCGUUGACACGGAAAAGAUCCAGUGCUGCCACCGACUAUUCCGACCCAUUUGCCAUUGGACACAUGUUGCAUGAGCUGGAUUGGGGCAAAUAUGGUAGUGUCACCAAGGACAUAGAAGCGCUGAUUGCCAGAAAGAUACAGCGCUUAGGACCUUUGAUGAUGAUGCAUCCGAACCCUCCAAAGCCUUCGGUCGGUUCAGAGUCAAGCCCGGAUUACGACGACUUACAAACCCCCUCUCAUGGGGGACGGAAGAAUGCCGUUGAUUUGGAGGAGAAGGGAGCAAUUAAUGAUGCUUCAGCAGCAGUACAAACUGUUCUGAUUCUGGAUUCAGAUGAGGAGGAUGAGAAGGAUUUGAAGCCUUCAUAUCCUUUUGAGGAGAUCUUAUUGCCGAAACCCAUCGGGCUAGUUCUCACUGGGGAGAAUAGGGGUAAAGAUCGCAGGAGAUUGCCUCGAGAAGAAGGUGAAAGUGAACGGAAAAAAGACACGGGUGAAUAUGUAGGCGUGGAGGACGAUGGAGAUGAAUUGCUUGAAGAUGAUGGAUUUGGUGAUAUUUGGAAGGAGAUGAAUAUGGCUCUAGAAAUCUCAAAGGAUGUUGCUGAAGAUUCUUCACAUGAUGAUUAUAUGAGUGAAGAUGAGGAAGAAGAUGAGGAAGAGGAUGAGCAAUGUGAUCAUUCUUUUGUCUUGAAGGAUGAUAUAGGUUAUGUUUGCCGUGUUUGUGGGGUCAUAGAUAGAAGAAUCGAAACCAUAGUUGAGAUCCAGUACCAUAAGGCUAAGAGGAGCACGCGAACCUACAUCUCUGAUUCUCGAAGUGUCAAAGACCGCGAUCUUAGUGGUAUAUUUGGAGUCAAGCUUUCCGUGAAUGAGCUGGAAGUCACCGAUAUAGCUGCUCACCCGAGACACAUGAAGCAGAUGAAGCCUCACCAGGUGGAGGGCUUCAACUUUCUAGUAAGCAACUUGGUGAGUGAGAAUCCUGGUGGCUGCAUUUUGGCCCAUGCUCCUGGUUCAGGGAAGACUUUCAUGAUAAUCAGCUUCAUGCAGAGCUUUCUGGCCAAGUACCCAGAUGCUAGACCUCUUGUUGUGCUCCCAAAGGGUAUCCUAGCUACGUGGAAGAAGGAGUUCCAGACAUGGCAAGUGGAGGACCUCCCUCUUUUAGAUUUCUACACGAAGAAAGCCGAUAAGCGUUUUCAACAGCUGGACAUUCUGAAACAGUGGGAUGAGCAGAAGAGCAUCCUCUUCCUUGGCUACAAGCAGUUUUCAACCAUUGUCUGUGAUUCUGGGAUCAGUGACACCUCCAAAUGCUGCCAAAAGAUUCUUCUUGAAAGGCCCACGAUUCUCAUCCUCGACGAAGGGCACACUCCUCGUAAUGAGAACACAGAUGUGUUGCAAUCCCUCGCGAAGGUCCAGACCAAGAGGAAGGUUGUGCUCUCUGGGACCCUCUACCAGAACCAUGUGAAGGAGGUAUUCAACAUACUGAACCUCGUCCGUCCAAAGUUUCUUAGGAUGGACAGCUCCAAGGCAAUUGUCAGGCGAAUAAUGAGCAGGGUGGACAUGCAAGGGCGCGGAGCGAUGAGGAAGCAGUCCAAGACAGGGGCUGAUGCUGCAUUCUAUGAUUUAGUGGAGCACACACUCCAGAAGGAUAUGGACUUGGAUCGAAAGGCGACAGUGAUACAGGAUCUCCGUGAGAUGACAAAAAAGGUCCUCCACUACUACAAGGGAGAUUUCCUGGAUGAACUGCCUGGACUCGUGGACUUCACUGUGGUCCUCAACCUCAGCGGGCUACAGAAGCAGGAGGUAAAGAAGCUCAAGCAGUUGGCCCGAAAGUUCAAGAUAACAGCCCAGGGGAGUGCAGUAUACCUGCACCCUGCCCUCCACUCAGCCGAUGAUACUUCUGUGAGGAGUGAUGCCGAGAUGGACGAGCUUUUAGGGAAGAUCAAUGUGAGGCAGGGUGUCAAGGCUAAGUUCUUCUUGAGUAUGCUUAAGCUGUGCGAGUCUGCUGGAGAGAAGCUCCUCGUGUUCAGUCAAUACCUCACACCUCUGAAGUUCUUGGAGAGAUUGGUGGUAAAAGAGAGAGGGUGGUGCUUGGGGAAGGAAGUCUUUGUGAUAUCCGGGGAAACGAAUGCUGAGCUCCGAGAAUGGUCAAUGGAACGAUUCAACAAUUCUCCCGAUGCCAGAGUCUUCUUUGGCUCCAUCAAGGCUUGUGGAGAGGGGAUUUCUUUGGUUGGAGCUUCGCGAAUUAUUAUUCUUGAUGUUCACCUCAACCCUUCGGUGACCCGCCAAGCUAUAGGCCGAGCUUUCCGGCCUGGGCAAAAGAAGAAGGUCUAUGCCUAUAGACUAGUCGCAGCUGAUUCACCCGAGGAGGACGACCACAGCACAUGCUUCAAGAAGGAGAAGAUCUCAAAGAUGUGGUUUGAGUGGAAUGAGCAUUGCGGGUCUCGAGAGUUCGAGGUUGACCCUGUUGAGGUGGCUGAGUGCGGCGACGAAUUCCUCGAGAUCCCGAUGCUGAGGGAAGAUGUGAAAGCUUUGUACAAAAGGUGAGCUUCCGGAGUCAAAACAGUUCGCACCCUUCUUGAUAAUCAACCUUUUACCGGCUCGUUUUCCUUCAGACUCUACGAAUUUUUACUGGUUUGUAGUGAUAACUGGAUCAGCUUACAAUGGCUUCUUGAAAUGUAAGAUUCUGGCUCUCCUUUUAGAUGUUCGGCCACAAACUGUUAUUGUGCUCCCUUGGUAUCGCCAAUCCCCAGCUGUUAUCGUCAUUUUGGUCAUCUUCUAAUAUCGUACUGUACAUAUCGUAUUAAGACAGUUGUUGGCUUCCCUUCUGGACAGUGUACAGUUGAACAGCAACAUGGAUGGAAGAUGGAAGUCGAAAUUCUGCUGAAAA